Terrapene triunguis (Three-toed box turtle) is the source of this 1425-nucleotide messenger RNA. Its product is annotated as phospholipid phosphatase-related protein type 1. The transcript is spliced from 8 exons. Gene Ontology annotation, biological process: phospholipid dephosphorylation; phospholipid metabolic process; signal transduction. The record is from RefSeq and is a predicted model, not a curated record. The coding region runs from base 144 to 1118 and encodes 324 amino acids. Gene Ontology annotation, molecular function: phosphatidate phosphatase activity. Lineage: Eukaryota; Metazoa; Chordata; Testudines; Emydidae.
UGGGGAGCGGGGCUGCGGGCAGCGGGCUGCCGGGAUCGCGCUACUCCUAGCUGGGCAGCCCCGGCAAGACAGAGACCGAGGGGAGGCUGUACCCGAGCCUGGUAAAGUUUUGGACAGUGCUUUCCCAAGAGGUGUGAUGAGAAAUGGCUUUAGGAAACACCCAGCGAAGUUAUUCCAUCAUCCCAUGUUUCAUCUUUGUCGAGCUUGUCAUCAUGGCUGGGACCGUUCUGCUCGCCUACUACUUCGAGUGCACUGACACUUUCCAGGUGCAUAUCCAGGGUUUCUUCUGUCAGGAUGGAGAUUUGAUGAAGCCUUACCCAGGAACGGAGGACGAGAGCUUUAUUUCACCUCUGGUGCUGUACUGCGUGCUGGCUUCGACCCCGACAGCUAUUAUUUUUAUCGGCGAGAUCUCCAUGUAUUUCAUAAAGUCAACCCGAGAAACCCUGAUUGUCCAGGAGAAAACUAUCUUGACCGGAGAGUGCUGUUACCUGAACCCGUUACUUCGAAGAAUUAUACGGUUUAUAGGGGUGUUUGCAUUUGGACUUUUUGCCACUGACAUAUUUGUAAAUGCUGGCCAGGUAGUGACGGGGAACUUGGCUCCUUACUUCCUGACGGUGUGUAAACCCAACUACACGGGGAGCGACUGCCGGGCUCACCAUCAGUUCAUAAACAAUGGGAAUAUCUGCACCGGGGACCUGGAGGUGAUUGAAGAGGCAAGGAGAUCCUUUCCAUCCAAACAUGCUGCUUUGAGCAUUUACUCAGCCCUUUACGCCACGAUGUACAUCACAAGCACAAUUAAAACAAAGAGCAGCAGACUAGCAAAGCCUGUGCUGUGUCUGGGGACCCUCUGUGCUGCCUUCCUCACCGGGCUAAAUCGAGUUUCCGAGUAUCGAAACCACUGUUCGGAUGUGAUUGCAGGCUUCAUCUUGGGAAGCGCGGUAGCGUUGUUUCUGGGAAUGUGUGUUGUCCAUAACUUUAAAGGAACACAUGGAGCGCCUUCUAAACCGAAGCCUGAAGAUCCCCGAGGGAUGCCCCUCAUGGCUUUUCCAAGAGUGGAAAGUCCCCUGGAGACAUUGAGUGCACAGAAUCACUCUGCCUCUAUGACUGAAGUAACCUGAGCUGGAAGAUGGCAAGAGAAGCUAUUUUUAUUACCCUUCAGUACAAUGCUCCAAGACACACAGUUACUAAAUGUCCAACUGUGACGACCAGUAUUAUGUUAUGUCUAGUUAGAGGCUGAUGUUUUGUACAUUUUUUGUAUGAGGAAGUGAUGUAGCUUGCCCUGAUUUUUUUUUGUCAGCUUUAAUAUAUUUAUGCCAGAAUUUAAAAACAAAAACAAAACAAACAGAACCCAACCUCUUUUCUUGUUUAAAGUGUGCACUGAGGAACUACAUCUAUGGAAUUGUUGAUGUUGUUAUGUGAUAUUUG